AUGGGAGGGAGCAAUGACGCCCUCCAUACCUCCCGGUCGCGAAGCUCAUUGCAAAGUCCAACAUCUAGCACGAGCUCACCUACUAACUCUGGUGUUAGUCUGGGUGGAGUACCAUAUACCGACAGAGGUAGGAUACACUCCUGGACUUCAGGAUUGGAACCCAGCUAUCAAGGAAGGCAUGUCAAUGUUACCACUGCGUCUAGUAUCAGUAGAGGUGGACUACCAACGACAAGUUCAGAUAGUCCUGCCAAUCGUGGUGGAGUGACCUCGACAAGCUUUCAAUAUGAAGGAGAUGAUGCAGGACAACAAACAACUGCAUACCGAUUUGGAUCACGAUGGCCUGACCAGCCCAGUCCUUUCAGUGUACUCACACCUUUGUACCCGUUGUCAGAUCCCCACCGCCCGAUUGCUUUCAACCUCACUAGCGAGACCAAACCAGAAGCACAAGUCUCGUCCCAAUUGACCUACUCGGAUCCUCACCAGGGUGGAGAUGGUACAGCCCAAGGUACCAGUCGAGCAGGUUUUGGGUAUACCAUACCAAAUACUGGAGACGAGUCGACGACUGCGAUUGAGAAUCAAAUGAUUUCGACCCUUUUGCCCCAGACAAGCGAUCUGCCUCCACCAUCAGUGUACCCUCCACGGGCUAUGAGCACAAUAUCCGAAACCUCAAGUCUCGAUAGUGGCUACUAUUCUAAAACUGAUGGAGUUGAUGAAGUACGAACCGCGGUUAACAAGAUGGCUUUGACGACAGACACUGCGCGACUCGCUCCGGGCUAUAAUUUGAAAAACGGAUAUCUAUUUUUUGAACCAGGGCGAGUAUUCUCAACCAUGCUUCCUGAACCAAUGGGAGUCCGUCCAGGUGGUAUUAGGGAUUCACCUUCCAACGCAAAUGUGGUCGAGGGUCUCUCCGGGGAGAAAAUAUACUAUCACAUCAGACGAUUCAUUGUGAUAAAGCGACGCCGCGGCUACUCUCUCUGCGUACCGAUCAACACCUAUCUAUUCAGAGGCGUCCAGUCGAAACUCGAGCAGGAGGCGCAUUCGAUUGUCUACGACAGCUCAACGAAGCAAGCCCCCAGCAAAUCUAAUGGAGAGAAUAGAAUGACGAAAACCCCUAUCGCGGUGGACUUGAAUCAGGGCCACAAGUUGAACCCAGCUAGCAGAAUCCAUUUUGGUAGGAUCACGUCGAUUGAUUGGAACAGCAAGGUACUGGAUAUAGGACAUGUUGCUCAGUCAUCCAUGCCUGUCUUCGAGAAAUACUGGAAGGAGGAACUUCUUCAAUGA
Molecule: messenger RNA, 1281 nt
Organism: Exophiala bonariae
Lineage: Eukaryota; Fungi; Ascomycota; Eurotiomycetes; Chaetothyriales; Herpotrichiellaceae
Exons: 1
Coding region: 1-1281 (426 amino acids)
Source: RefSeq, a predicted model, not a curated record